Morus notabilis is the source of this 598-nucleotide messenger RNA. Its product is annotated as peptidyl-prolyl cis-trans isomerase. Gene Ontology annotation, molecular function: peptidyl-prolyl cis-trans isomerase activity. The transcript has a single exon. Lineage: Eukaryota; Viridiplantae; Streptophyta; Magnoliopsida; Rosales; Moraceae. The record is from RefSeq and is a predicted model, not a curated record. Bases 31 to 549 code for a protein of 172 amino acids. Gene Ontology annotation, biological process: protein peptidyl-prolyl isomerization; protein folding.
UGAAAUUGAAUCGCGAUCCUGUACUUUACAAUGUCAAAAUCUAAGGUGUUCUUCGACAUUGCGAUCGGUGGGUCCCCCGCGGGACGGAUCGUGAUGGAGCUCUACGCCGACGUGACGCCGCGAACGGCGGAGAACUUCCGAGCCCUUUGCACCGGAGAGAAGGGAACCGGACGGAGCGGGAAGCCGCUGCACUACAAGGGCUCGACUUUCCACCGAAUCAUCCCCGGGUUCAUGUGCCAAGGCGGAGAUUUCACGGCCGGGAACGGCACCGGCGGCGAGUCGAUCUACGGCUCAAAGUUCCCGGACGAGAACUUCAUAAAGAAGCACACUGGGCCGGGGGUUCUGUCCAUGGCCAACGCUGGGCCCGGGACCAAUGGGUCCCAGUUCUUCAUAUGUACGGGCGAGACGCCGUGGCUGGACGGCAAGCACGUGGUGUUCGGCAAAGUUGUGGAGGGGAUGGAUGUGGUGAGGGCCAUGGAAAAGGUUGGAUCUUCCACUGGGAGGACAUCUAGAACCGUUGAGAUCUCUAACUCUGGUCAAAUUUCUUGAAGAAUCAUGUAUAGUAUCAGUAGUACUUCCUAAGCUCUGCUGUAUAUGA